AUGGCAGAUACCCGCAGCUACAACGCCACGCUGGAGAUGGGGGGGAUUGGACUGGUGACGACCGGGGAUGGCUUAACGGUUCAUCUGACCAAAAAUGUGGAAUCUAUCCGAACGCACCAGCAGGCAGAGAGCUUGUCGUUGGAGCUAUUGGCGCAGAUGCAAAGACAUCGAAUUCAGCAGAGUGUGGUGACACUGGGCACCUUGGUCGCCGCUUCUGCUGCCAACUGGCGACGAUGCCUGAGCCUUGUGCAGCAGGCGCAGGAGCAGUCGAUUUCCCCCAACACAGUGGUGUGCAACUCCCUCAUCACAGCGUGCGAGAAAGGGUCGCAAUGGCCCAGAUCUUUGGUCUUUCUCCAGUCACUGACUUCACCGACGGUGGUCUCCUAUAACGCAUGCAUCAGUGCGUGCUCUCGGGAUCAACAAAGUCGCCUCGCGCUGCAACUCUUCGACGAGAUGUCAUCCAUGCGCGUUCCCCCGACGCUGGUCACCUACAAUGCCCUGAUCCACGCCCAUGCGAGAAGCUCACACGGCUCACACGUGGACAAGAUCACGGCUUUCAUUCAACAGAUGAAGGAUCAAUCCUUGCAAGCAGAUACUAUCACAAUGAACGGCCUCCUUAGCGCGUUGGAGAAGCGCUACAAGUGGCGGGAAGCCCUCCAUGCAGCCUUCAGAUUGCCCAUCUUGCGCGACGUCAUCAGCUUCAACGCCUUGAUCAGCAGCUGUGAGAAGGGUCAGCAGUGGCAGCUGGCUCUGUCCCUCUUGGGUCGGAUGCAGCAGGAACACUUGCAACCGAAUGUGAUCACAUACAGCGCUGCUAUCAGUGCUUGCGAACAGGUACAGCAGUGGAGCAUGGCGCUGCAGCUGCUGAAUGAGAUGCGUCAGAGGUUUGUGCCGCCCAACGUGGUCACCUAUGGCGCGGCCAGCAGCGCUUGUGAGAAGGGGCAACGCUGGGCCGAGGUCUUGGAUUUACUGCAGCAAAUGGGUUCCGAAGGUCUACAGCCGAACGUGAUCAGCUUCACGGCAGCAAUGAGGGCCUGCGAACAGGCGCAACGCUGGGAGAAGGCCUUGAAGCUCUGUCAGGAGAUGCUGCAAGUCACGGUGGCUCCAGAUGUGAUAUCUCACAGGAGCACCUUCCUGGCCUUGAGUCAGAGUCAGCAGCCGCGCAAGGCCGAAGCUCUGCUGGCACAGCAAGUGGCACGCAGCGUGGAACCGGUGGCCAGUAAGGAGGUGACUCGGAGGCUCCUUCAGCCAAUGGUCGAAGUCUUCCACAGCAUGCCAUCGAUGGGACAUCUGGAAACGCUGGGAUUCGCUUGGAGAGAGAAUGUCACUUGGCAAUCUAGGGACCCUACGGUGGGAAUGGACGGUAUUAUAUGUUUCUGCAAUUUUUAUGUUUCUGCCAAGGGCCAAAAAAAAGACUUGUCUAUGGUUGGCUGGUUUGGAGAUCUGAAACAUUUUGGCUGUUGAUUUCACGGCAUGAUCACGGUCCACUGAAGGCCUGGAUACUCCCUAUUUUGUCGAUUGCGACCCUCAUUUUUGGCACCCAAAACUUCAAGCUUUAAACUCUAGGAAUUUCAACUGUGGUUGGGUUUCUUUUUCUCCGUUUCCAGUGAUCAAUUCCCACCGUUCUCCUGCAGAUCCUGUGCCAGGUCUGUGACUUAGGACCUCACUUCACCCGGGAUGCCGCGGAGCAGAUCCUGCCGCGAGGUCGCGCCGAAGCUGUUUGCAGCAGACACAUUUUGGAGAAGUUGAUGCAGGAUCUGCCUUCAGUGGAACCAGUAGCCCAAGAUCAGCUUGCCUACACUGCAUGGGAUUUGCGCAGCAGGAGGUGGAGAAACCGAGAAAGCAGCUUGCUGGGCUAUGCUGCCAUGCGAAGAAACAUGCAG
Cladocopium goreaui is the source of this 1883-nucleotide messenger RNA. NCBI's taxonomy places the organism in Eukaryota, Dinophyceae, Suessiales, Symbiodiniaceae. The record is from the annotation of a GenBank genome assembly.